Molecule: messenger RNA, 1596 nt
Organism: Penicillium waksmanii
Lineage: Eukaryota; Fungi; Ascomycota; Eurotiomycetes; Eurotiales; Aspergillaceae
Product: sugar porter family MFS transporter
Exons: 4
Coding region: 1-1596 (531 amino acids)
Biological process (GO): carbohydrate transport; transmembrane transport
Cellular component (GO): membrane
Molecular function (GO): carbohydrate:proton symporter activity
Source: RefSeq, a predicted model, not a curated record
AUGGGCUUUGCUUUGAAAAGACCCGAUGAUGCGGCCGGCUCAGCUGUGCCGGCCAUAGUCAUCGGCCUCUUUGUUUCAUUUGGUGGUGUUUUGUUUGGAUAUGACACUGGUACUAUCAGUGGCAUUCUUGCAAUGAAGUUCUGGAGAGAGAUGUUCUCGACUGGCUAUGUCGACCCUAAUGAUGGUCUUCCAGGAGUCACCUCGUCGCAAUCCUCAAUGAUUGUCUCCCUUCUCUCCGCCGGUACCUUUUUCGGUGCUUUGGGUGCGGCCCCUCUUGCCGAUACUUUUGGUCGUCGGCUUGCCAUGAUCAUAAACAGUUUCGUUUUCUGUGUCGGUGUCACUUUGCAGACUGCUUCCACUGCAAUUCCACUGUUUGGUCGCUGGGCGGUUCUUUGCUGGUCUGGGUUUCCUUUGUACCAGUCCGAGACAGCGCCAAAAUGGAUUCGUGAUGUCAUUGUUGGUGCUUAUCAGUUGGCCAUCACCUUCGGUCUGCUCUUAGCUUCUAUCGUGAAUAACGCCACGAAAGACCGCAACGAUACCGGCUGCUACCGCAUCCCUGUUGCUGUCCAGUUUGCCUGGGCCAUCAUCCUAGUGGCGGGAAUGAUUGUUCUGCCCGAGACUCCGCGUUUCUUCAUCAAGAAGGGCAAGCACUACGAAGCCGCAAAAUCUCUGGCUCGUCUCCGUCGUUUGGACGUCAAUGAUAUUUCCAUCAUCGAGGAAUUAGCCGAGAUCCAAGCCCACCACGAAUCUGAGCUCCGUAUGGGUGACGCUAAUUACCUUGAGAUCAUGCGCGGUUCUAUUGGCAAGCGCCUGGCCACUGGCUGUGCAAUUCAGGCUCUACAGCAGCUUGCUGGUAUUAACUUUAUCUUAUACUAUGGUACCACGUUCUUCCAGAACUCGGGUAUUCAGAACUCCUUCAUUAUUUCCCUCAUUACAAGUAUAAUCAACCUCAUAUCCACAUUGCCAGGUAUGUAUUUAACAGACAAAACGGGUCGCCGUCCUCUCCUCUUGUUCGGUGCCGUCGGCAUGUGCGUCUCACAACUCAUUGUUGCCAUCGUCGGCACGGUCACUACCUCCACCAUUUCGAAUCAAGUGCUUAUCGCAUUUGUCUGCGUGUAUAUCUUCUUUUUUGCCAGCUCAUGGGGUCCCAUCGCCUGGGUUGUCACCGGCGAGUUAUUCCCACUCAAGGCUCGUGCCAAGUGUAUUUCCAUCACAACCGCUACUUGCUGGCUUUUCAACUGCGUGAUUGCCUACGCCACCCCUUACAUGGUCAAUAGCGGGCCUCGUAACGCGAACCUCCAGUCUAAGGUGUUUUUCAUCUGGGGUGGCUUCUGCUUUUUGUGUGCCAUCUUCGUCUACACCUGCAUAUAUGAGACCAAGGGGCUUUCCCUGGAGCAAAUCGAUGAGCUCUACUCCAAAGUCUCGGUCGCAUGGAAGUCACCCGGUUUUGUUUCUUCCGCCAACCAUGUUGAUGUCCUGGACGUUGUUGACUCCGAGCUCGACAGUCAUGCUCAGCUGGAGUUGCAGGCGAAUGAGAAAUGGGACGGACAGACGGCCACUCAUAUGGAGAACAUCUAUGCCAAGGCUGACUUUUAG